Lactuca sativa (garden lettuce) is the source of this 1092-nucleotide messenger RNA. The record is from RefSeq and is a predicted model, not a curated record. Lineage: Eukaryota; Viridiplantae; Streptophyta; Magnoliopsida; Asterales; Asteraceae.
AUGGCUCCGCCUGCUCGCCUUAAUCAGCUCCAAAUGGAGCAAGUUAGGAAUAUUGUCGCUGAGGAAUUCAAUAACGCUUUCAAUGAACUAAUCCCGGGCGUGACCAACGACAUAAUCAACCAGGUCAAAGCUCUUCUGGAUGAGCGCCUCACAGCUAUUCCCGGGGGAGCGUUAUCGGCUCCGCCCGUUCGGGAUUCAGCAUACUACUUCGAGAAGUUCAGCAAGUGUAGCCCUCCUCUUUGGAACGGUGAAUCCGACCCAGUUGCUGCUAAGCAUUGGGUGUCAGAUGUUGAGGGCGCCUUCAUGACUGUUGGGUGUCCGGACCAGUACAAAGUUGUGAUCGCCAUGAAUCAGCUGCGAAAAAGGGGAAAGACAUGGUGGAACACCAUCACCGCUCUAUUAAACAAGGAAGAAGUGAGGGCCAUGUCUUCGGCCCAAUUUGUGGAGAGGUUCGAGGCACAAUAUGUGCCCAAGGUGGAGCAGCAGCGGAUGCAGCAAGAGUUCAUGGCCUUACAGCAAACUACCGAGUCUGUUAGCGACCUGAACGCCAAGUUCUUGGAGAUGCUAUCUUUUUGUCCCUCAUUUGCUGGGAACGAGGCCUGGUUGGUUAGCCAAUACACUACCAUUCUACGUACCGAGAUUCGGGAAUUCGUUAGCAUGCAGGAGUUCCCGACUUUAUCCGCGAUUAUGGAUGCAGCGAGGAGGAGGGAAAUCGAGUUGCAGACCCAGACCAAGAGGAAGGCCAAUGACACCUCCUCCAAGACAACCGGAGAUGCCCAGAAAAAGCAAAAGCAGGGUGGUAAGUCAAGGUAUGAGUACAAGCCGUCUUCAGGUCAGGGCGAGAAAAAUCCGUUGAUAUGCUACAACUGUAAAAAGCCAGGGCAUCAUUGGAAGAAUUGUAGGGCUCCCCCUGCGAGUGCAGUUCCUCAGAUUACUUCUGCUGCUCCCGUAUGCUAUCACUGCAACGAGACGGCACACAAGAAGACCGAAUGCCCGAAGUUGAAGGCUGGUAAAGGAAGCGGGGGUACAAAUCCUGCAAUUGCAUCGUCUUCUAAGGGACCCAUUAUGGUGACACGAGGUCGUGCUCACUAG